Messenger RNA from Astyanax mexicanus (Mexican tetra), 1148 nucleotides. RefSeq names its product granzyme B. Bases 182 to 931 code for a protein of 249 amino acids. Gene Ontology annotation, biological process: proteolysis. Gene Ontology annotation, molecular function: serine-type endopeptidase activity. NCBI's taxonomy places the organism in Eukaryota, Metazoa, Chordata, Actinopteri, Characiformes, Acestrorhamphidae. The transcript has 6 exons. The record is from RefSeq and is a predicted model, not a curated record.
CACUGCAGACAGUAUCUCCUGGGAUUUCCUCGUUGCUUUCAGGAAUGGAGAUCCAGCUUACAGUCUUGCUCUUUUUCACUGCUUCAGGAAGUAAAAGGAAAUGCAGAGCAUUUGAGGGGGUGACCAGGUAUUUAACCUCCACCUCUUCUCUGAAGAGCACUCACCUGCUCUUCAGUGCACCAUGGCACUCCUCUCACUGCUUCUGCUGGCUGCUCUGUGGCCGUACAUGGGUCACUCAGCCAGCAUUAAUGUUGGUAUAAUAAAUGGCACAGAGGCUAAACCACACUCCAGACCCUACUUAGUCUCUGUUCAGAUAGAAGGGAUGCACUACUGUGGUGGAUUCCUUGUGUCUGACCUUUUUGUCAUGACGGCUGGUCACUGCUGGAAGAACGGACAGGUAAUGACAGUGGUGAUUGGUGCUCACAAUCUGAUGGACGACAGCGUUGACCGCAUACCUGUGAAGUUCUACCACAUCUAUCCAGGCUAUACAGAUCUGUUUUUUAAUGACAUCAUGCUCCUGGAGCUUGAAAAACCUGUUCAAAGGGGUGCAGUUGUCGACUGGAUCUCCAUCCCCAAAACAAAUGAUGAUAUUGAGGCCAACACCAUAUGCAGCAUCGCUGGCUGGGGAAGGACAUCAUCCGAUGGGUCGCAAAGUGAUCAUCUAAUGGAGGCAAAUGUCAGAAUCAUAGACUCAAGGAAAUGUAAAGAGGACUGGGGGCACUAUUAUUCAUCUGUAAAUAUGAUGUGUGCUGGUUCUGGGCAUGGAUUUUGUCGGGGAGACUCUGGAGGUCCGUUGGUGUGUAAUAAUGUUGCAGUUGGUAUUGUUUCAUUCUUUCAAGCAGGGAACUGCGAUAAACCAAUAGUACCAAAUGUCUACACUAAGAUAUCCCAGUUUCUGCCCUGGAUCAAGGAAGUCAUUAACAGUGUGUAAUCAAACAAAAUGUCAAUUAUUUUGCAUGGAUUACUGAAUUAGUAUGUUUUGUGUGUCCAUCGGGGCUGAAUUUAUGCAAUUCAGAAAUAACAGGCAAUACAAAAAUAAAAAUAUAUUUGUUUUAAAUUUUCUCAAUUUUCUUUUAUACUUCCAUACUUAUAUUUUUAAUAUAUUUUGCCUCUGUACACAACAACAUUGAAUUUGAAAUAAGACAUUA